This is a messenger RNA of Saccoglossus kowalevskii, 446 nucleotides long. Its product is annotated as mitotic spindle assembly checkpoint protein MAD1-like. Lineage: Eukaryota; Metazoa; Hemichordata; Enteropneusta; Harrimaniidae. The record is from RefSeq and is a predicted model, not a curated record. Gene Ontology annotation, cellular component: nuclear envelope; kinetochore; mitotic spindle. Gene Ontology annotation, biological process: attachment of mitotic spindle microtubules to kinetochore; mitotic spindle assembly checkpoint signaling.
UGAAAGACAAGGCUGAAUUUGAAAGAGAAUUACAAAAUUUUAAACUAGAAAGACAGAAAGACAGGGAUCAUGUCAGAGCCAUGAAACAAAAACUGGAAUUCAUGUCUAGGGAGGAGAGUAGAGCCAAGGCAGAUGCAGAGGAAUGCAAGAAAUCCAUUGAAAAGGAAAAACUACAUCAAAGAGAGAAGAUCCAAGAACUGAAGCAGGAGAUUUUGAAAUUGAAUUCACAGUUACAUGAGGCACAGAACACAGGCAGAUCAGAAUGCUCUGUACUGAGAAAUGAACUUAUUAAGAAAGAUGGAGAAAUAACACAGUUAAAACUAGAUCUUGAAGAGAACAGGAUUAAACUGCAGCACAGUAUGAGACGUGCCGUGGAAGUCUCUGGUUUGAGAAGUCAAGUUCAACAGUUUAGAGACCAAGCAAUGGAUGCUGAGAAAAUUGCAAGA